UCUCCGCUGGGGCGACAAAUCAGAACUACUUUCGAUGCCAGUAUCAGUGGCCGAACGAGUAUAAAAGAGCAGAGGCCUCCAGAGGAAGACACACUUGGUGCUCCACCAGACUUCUGCAUACUCCCCGACGCCGUCCAUCCUCAACUAGCCAACAUGAACGCCGUGUUCGCCGUGGUGAUCCUGGGCGCGGUGGCCGCCGCCAGCGCCGCCACUGUGCCAGCGGUGCCCGCCGGCACUAGCGCCAUCCAGCCGCAGCAGCAGUACCAGGCCGUGGUGCAGUCGCAGCCCCAGCAGGUGGUGGGCGGCCGCGUCGUACCCGCAGUCUACCAGGGCGUCGUCAGCCCGCACGUCUACUCCUCCGGAAUCGUACCCAGCGUCUACACCCCUGGAGUCUACUCCGGCGUCUACCCGAGUGCCGUCGUUCCCUCUGUGGGCGGAGCCUACCCGUACUACGCAACCGUCUGAGCUCCCACAUGGCCCGUCAGCUGAUCAGUUCUACGACGUCUUCUGCAGUUAUGUGUCUCUGAAGGGACGUGUCCAGUUUGCGUGAAUAAAUUUGUGUCUAUGCCAUCAUAA
Messenger RNA from Schistocerca cancellata (South American locust), 576 nucleotides. RefSeq names its product cuticle protein 9.5-like. The coding region runs from base 154 to 465 and encodes 103 amino acids. The transcript has 2 exons. Lineage: Eukaryota; Metazoa; Arthropoda; Insecta; Orthoptera; Acrididae. The record is from RefSeq and is a predicted model, not a curated record.